Messenger RNA from Medicago truncatula (barrel medic), 5699 nucleotides. RefSeq lists its product as uncharacterized. Bases 352 to 5229 code for a protein of 1625 amino acids. The record is from RefSeq and is a predicted model, not a curated record. Gene Ontology annotation, biological process: negative regulation of DNA-templated transcription; regulation of transcription by RNA polymerase II. Gene Ontology annotation, molecular function: acyltransferase activity, transferring groups other than amino-acyl groups; transcription corepressor activity; DNA binding. NCBI's taxonomy places the organism in Eukaryota, Viridiplantae, Streptophyta, Magnoliopsida, Fabales, Fabaceae. The transcript has 9 exons. Gene Ontology annotation, cellular component: nucleus.
AGAAAAGAAAAGAAGAAGAAAUCUCGUCUCGUAUAAAAUCUGAAGUCACACGGUUUCUCUUCAAAUUCUCUAAACCUUGUUUUCUGUCUUUUCGUUUUCCUGAAACCACAAUCUUCGAAUAAUGCGCUCGGUUUUCUAGGUUUCGUUGAUUUCUCUGUAACCGGUUUCACAUUGAAAUGACGAUGGUGUGUUUGAUGUGAAAUCUUGUACGGGAAUUUGGUUUGUGUGAAGUGUAAUUUGUAACUGUUAAGGUUUUUGAACUUGAGAAUUGAAUGGGUUAUCUGUGUUUUUGUUUUUUGUUUAGGUUUGUUUAAGGUUUGCGGUGUUUGUAGAGUUAGGGUUUUGUGAGAAAUGAGGGAAGGGUUGAGAUCUCAAACUCCGGCGAGGAAGGGUUCUGUUGGUGGUGGUGGAGAAGUUGUUAGGAAGAAAAGGGUACGUGUGAAGAAUGAGGGUUUGGUUUUGGGUUUAGAGGGUUUAGUGGAACCUACCGAGUUGAAUGAGAAGGGUGAAGUUGAAGGUUUAGUUUUGGGUGAUGAGGGUUCUGGUGGUGAUGGGGGAGUUGUUCAAAAGAAAAGGGCACGUCUGCAGAAUGAGGGUAUGGUUACGGGCGAUGAGGUUUUAUUGGGACCUACCGAAUCGAUUGAGAAGAAGGGCAAUGUUGAAUGUGCUGACGAUGUUGAGUGUGCUGUCAAAGUUGAGGCUUUAGUGAAGCCUACCUCAACGAUUGAGAAGAAGGGCGGGGUUGAAUGUGCAGGUGAUUUUGAGUGUGCCGGUGAAGUUGAUGCUUUAGCGAAGCCUACCUCAUCGAUUGAGAAGGGCGGGGUUGAGUGUGCAGGUGAUAUUGAGUGUGCUGGUGAAGUCGAGGCUUUUACAAAGCCUACCUCAUCAAUUGAGAAGAAGGGUGGGGUUGAAUGUGCAGAAGAUAUUGAGUGUUCUGGUGAAGUUGAGGCUUUAGUGAAAAAUACUUCAUCGAAUGAUAAGAAAGGUGCAGUUGAAUGUGCAGGUGAUGUUGAGUGUACUGGUGAAGUUGAGGCUCUAGUGAAACCUACCUCAUCGACUGAGAAGAAAGUUGCAGUUGAAUGUGAAGGCAAUGUUGAGUGUACUGGUGAAGUUGAGGCUCUAGUGAAACCUACCUCAUCGACUGAGAAGAAAGGUGCAGUUGAAUGUGCAGGCAAUGUUGACUGUGCUGGUGAAGUUGAGUGUGCUGUGAGAAGAGGACGUGACUUGGAUUUAAAUGUGAGUUUGUGUAUGGAUGAUGACAUAGCUGAGAAUGGGGAGAGUAGCCCUCAGAGUUCUUUAAAAGACAGGGAUAUCAAUGUCGAAGCUAAAGCUGAUAAGAAGGAGGAUGAAGGGGUGAGUGGGGUUCGAUUGUUGCGGUCAAGGUCAAAGAACGGGGGUGAGAGAAUAUCUUAUAAUGAAGAGAAUUAUGGUGUCUUUUCUGGGAGUGAUGGAAAACAUGGUGUGUUGGAGAGGAUCAAAGUCAAGAUUGAAGAAGCUGAUGAGGUUUUAACUGAUGGUAACAAGAAUGAAAAGGUUAAGGUGAAAAUAGGGGGAAAGGUAAAGAAGAAAUUGAAACGGAAGCGUGGGAGGCCUCGGAAAACAGAGAUAAAAGAGAAAGAUGAAUUAGUUGAUCAGCCACCGCGUAAGCUUGGGAGGCCUCAUAAAACAGAGUUAAAAGAGGAUGAUCGGUUAGUUGAUCAACCACAACGUAAGCUUGGAAGGCCGCGCAAAACAGAGUUAAAAGACCAUGAUCAGUCACCGCGAAAGCUUCCGAGGACUCGCAAAUCAGAGUUAAAAGGGGAUGGUCAGUUCGUUGAUCAGUCACCGCGUAAGCUUGGGAGGCCUCGCAAGACAGAGUUAAACGAGGAUGAUCAGUCACCACGUAAGCGUGGAAGACCCUUCAAGGCCGACCAACAAAAACAUCUCAUGACCGUGGCACAUAAUAGUAAAGGAAAGAUGAGCCGUGAAAAUGGUAAAAAAGUUUUAACUGUAACAGAUAGUGCAAGUACAAAUGAAGUUGAUGAUACAUGCUCAGGGAGAUCUUCUGGCAAAAAGUUAAAAGAGAAGAGAUUUUCUCCUGUAAGGAAAAAUAAUCCACGAAAGGUUUUGAAAACUGAGAAUGAUGAGAUGGUCUCGCCAUUGGUAUCAACUACUGUGAAAGCAGCUGUUGCUAAAGAAGGGCCAAGGCGUAAAGAACAGCAGUUGGUGAGGGAUAAAAUAAGGGAAUGUCUCUUUGCUGCGGGAUGGACAGUAGACCAUAGACCUAGAAACGGCAGAAAUUAUGUUGAUUCAGUAUAUGUUAGUCUGGAUGGAACUACACAUUGGUCUGUAACCUUGGCGUACAAAAGGCUUAAACAGCAUUAUGAAGCUGGGGAUGGUGAAGGUAAGUUGUACAAACCUGGAUUUAUAUUUACACCCAUACUGCAGGAAGAUUUCAAUAGACUAACCAGAGUAGUUACCAAGUCCAAAAAAGGAAGUAAUGUUAAAUGUGAGCCCUUUGAAGAAAAAGGUGGAAAGAAAGUUGGAGUCAAACGAAAAGAGAAAAAAAUAAAACCUGAUUCUGGUGCAGGCAAGGGUAAGUCAGUAAAGGGGAAAAUGAAAAGGAAACUUAAAAGGAAACGACCGCUUCCUGAGGAGGGCAACACAAAUGUUACAUCACCUAACAGGGAUCGUAAGCGGCACAAAACACAGAACAAGACGCGGAGCACUCUGUUGGUUCGUGAUGCUACAGAGGAGGUAGAUUCAGAAAUUAAUGGAUAUGUGCCAUACAGUGGAAAACGAACCAUACUUUCCUGGAUGAUUGAUUUGGGCACAAUCCUCCAAAAUGGGAAGGUCCAUUAUACACAAGAUAGGUUGGAAAAUGCUUCACUGGAAGGUAAGAUCACAGGAGAUGGCAUUCACUGUGGCUGCUGUAAUGAAAUCGUAACAAUUUCAGACUUUGGAGCUCAUGCAGGAAGCAAACAAUCUGAUCCUCUGAAAAAUAUAUAUACGGAGGAAGAAACUUCACUCCUACAAUGCCUGUUAGAUUCAUGGAAUAAACAAGAUGAAUCUGAACUUAAAAGUUUUCAUUUCUUUGAUGUUGCGGGUGAAGAUCCAAAUGAUGAUACAUGUGGUGUCUGCGGGGAUGGUGGAGACCUGAUCUGCUGUGAUGGUUGCCCAUCAACAUUCCAUAAAAGCUGCUUAGAUAUAAAAUUCCCGUCUGGUGACUGGCACUGUGCUUACUGUUGUUGCAAAUUUUGUCGGUUGGUUGGCGGAAGUUCAAACCAAAGUGUUGUCAAUGAUGAGUUUACUAUGCCUGCAUUGCUCACAUGCCAUUUAUGUGAGGAAAAAUUUCACAUAUCCUGUGUUGAGGCAAAUGGUGGCAAGACCGAUGAUUCCAAGGAUGCAUUAUUUUGUGGAAACAAAUGUCAAGAGUUAUCGGAGAGACUUGAAAUGCUUCUUGGGGUUAAACAUGAAAUUGAAGAUGGAUUUUCUUGGUCUUUUAUUCGCCGGUCAGAUGUUGGCUGUGAUCUUUCUCUGACAAAUCCUCAGUUGGUAGAAUGUAAUUCUAAGCUGGCUGUUGCAUUAUCAAUAAUGAAUGAGUGCUUCAUGCCAUAUAUUGAUCAUAGAAGUGGGACCAAUCUGCUCCGCAGUAUUCUAUAUAAUUGUGGGUCAAAUUUCAAACGACUGGACUAUAGUGGGUUUAUUACUGUAAUUCUAGAGAGAGGUGAUGAGAUCAUCUGUGUUGCAUCUAUCAGGGUCCAUGGGAACCGACUUGCAGAGAUGCCAUAUAUUGGGACCCGCUAUAUGUAUAGGCGACAAGGAAUGUGCCGUCGGCUUCUAAAUGCCAUUGAAUCGGCACUCAGUUCUUUAGAUGUUGAGUUAUUGGUCAUACCAGCAAUAUCAGAACUCAGAGAAACCUGGACCUCCGUUUUUGGGUUUGAGCCACUUAAACAAACAAGCAAGCAAAUAACAAAUAACAUGAAUCUGUUGGUGUUUCCUCAUGUAGAUUUGUUACAGAAGAAGAUAUCAAAGCAUGCAAUUGCUAAUGAAAAUUUGAUUCAUAAUGAAGUUUCCAAUCAUCAGAAGAAUCUUACUGCAUACAAGGUAGCAUGUCAGGAUGGGGAAGACUCAUCUGGAUCUGAUUGUUGCCCGAAAAUUGAAAAAAAUAUAUCUGUUGAAUCUGGUUGUCUGCAACUUGAGAACUCGUUGAAUAAUGCACCUGACAUUACUAGCAACAACAUACAGAAUAUUGAAUCUCAAAAAGAUGUCACAUAUCAUGCUGCAUGUCAGAUUGUUAAUGAAAAAUUGGUUGUGGACAACAAGAUUUCCGACAGUUGUGAACUGAGACUUACGACUGACUGUGCUCAACCGGGCUGUAUAGGAUCAAAAGUAUAUGCUGAAUCUGACGAUGGUUGUGGCUCUCAUUCUAGACCAGAUGGUGAUAGUGCUUCUGGCGAAGCAGGUCUCACAAGCAACAUCUUGAGGCACGUUGAAUCACAGAAUACUACCAAAGAUGUGCCUGUUAAUUGUGAAAACAACUCUAGUGUUGUUAGUGUGCUAAAUGCUGACGAAGAACUACAUUAUUCCAAAACAAUUGAUCUCCAGACAAAAAAAAAUCCUGGAGAUCGCUCAUCUAUUCUAGUAUCUUCAGGUAUUUGUGACAAAAUUGCACAUGGUGUCAAUGGAACGAAUAAAGCAUCCAGGGAAGCUGAUACUGAUUUUCUUCCUGCUGAUAUUGAACUAAUUCUUGAUGAUAAGCCUGGUUCUCAUUCUAGACCCAAUGGUCAUAGUGCCCAUGGCGAAGCAGGUGUUACAACCAACGUUUUGAUGCACCUUGAAUCCCAGAGUAUUACUAAAGAUUUUCCUGUUAAUUGUGAGAACAAUUCUAGUGUUGUUGGUGCUCCAAAUGCUGAUGAAUCAGAACGAUGUUACUCCAAAACAAUUGAUCUCCAGACAAACAAAAAUCCUGGAGAUCGUGAGAAAAUUGCAGAUGUUGUAAAUGAGAGGAAUAAAGUGUCCAAUGCAGCUGAUGCUGAUUUUCUUCCAAUUGAUCUUGAAUUAGUUCCCAAUAAUAAGCCUGGGAUAAAAGAGUCUUCAGAGCUAUCAGAGGUUAAUUUGCAGGUUGAUCAAACUGAAUCGAGUAACGCUAACACUGCUUCGGGUGCGGCUCUGCACUGUACAUCUACCGGCAGUACUUCAUGUGGUAGUGCUGAAGGGAUAGUUCUGUCAAACCAGGCAGUUGAGUAGGUGAUAUAGCAAUGCAUUUUGGAUAGGGUCACAGGUAUGCCCUUGGUUUUAAUUCAGGAGGGCCACCCCUUACUUAAUGCGACACGAGAUUUGUCUUUGUAGCAAAGUAUUUUGUAAAAAGUUGUUAGAAUAGGGUGAUCUUACCUAUAGAUAAAGAUUUCUGGAGGUUAGCUCCAUUUUUUUAGAGGGUGGAGGAGCUAGGGGAGGAACAACACCAUGACAUGAGGCUCAUGUAUUUUAUUGCUCACGCGGUCAUUGCCAUUCAGACGUGAAGGAGUUGACCAUUGCUUUUGUUAUAAAUAUCGCUUAUACUUUCGUUGUUUUAGGUGUUGCAUUGAAUUUUUCAUUAUUAACUUUUUUAGGUGGUAGAAAUUGACAUGAUCAUUGAUGGUUGUGAAUGGCUAUGAACUUUGUACCUUAAUUGGCAAUGACAAAUGGAAAGUUGAAAUUUGAGUUUAAAAUUAUUUUCA